CCGGAAGUCAUCAUGUUUUGGCGACUGAUUUCCGGUAACUUUCUCACUCGGCUUUCCCAGUCAAAGGAGACUUAUGUUGUGUUUGGAGUGUGGCCGUUUGGUCGUGGUUCGAGUCCUGUGUAGACGUCACACCAAGAGAUGUCGCUGUUGCAAGGUUUCAGGUUGACGACGCUCACCACCUUCCUUCAAGCAUCCCAGCGUGCCUGCGCGUGGACACGCCCCCUCCUGAGCCGGCCCAUGGCCACCCUCAACCAGAUGCACCGGCGGGGCAAACCCAAGGCGCCCCCAAAACCCUCGGGCGCCACCUUCGGGCAGCCGCAGAUGAAGGCGGUCAUCCUGAAGACCAUGAUCCGCAAGCCCAAGAAGCCCAACUCGGCCAACAGGAAGUGCGCCCGCGUGCGCCUCUCCAACGGCAAGGAGGCGGUGGUGUUCAUCCCCGGCGAGGGGCACAACCUCCAGGAGCACAACGUGGUUCUGGUGCAGGGAGGGCGCACGCAGGACCUGCCCGGCGUCAAGCUCACCGUCGUCAGAGGAAAAUACGACUGCGCGCACGUGGUCAAGAAGAAACAGUGAACGUGGCGCCGCCGCCACCUGGAUGCAUGGAGAAACACUCAACUCGCAAAAAGUUGGGGAUAUUGAGUAGAGGGGUGCGAUAAGUCAUCGAUUAAUUGACAACUAAGUCAUUAUCAAAGUAAUGGACCACUAUUUUGUUCCUCAGUUAAUCGUUUCGAGACCCAGUUUAAGUUCAAUGUGUCCAAAAUCCUCUGAUUUCAACCUCUCAACAGUCGCUGAAUUUGUGUGUUUCACGCGCUAAAUAAACAGGACAACGUUUUGAGGACCUGAUGGUUUGAAGCCAAUUUGUUUUCUUUAUGGCUGGUGUAGUUUAAUACAUGUACUGUAUAUGAUUUAUUUAUACAAAUGUGAUAUAUGUAAACACGAAAGAAGCCGAAAUAUCGACUGUUGUCAUGUCAUGGUACUUGCCCCUUCAUACACACACACACACACACACAGGCAUUAUUGUUAUGUGG
This is a messenger RNA of Phycodurus eques (leafy seadragon), 1028 nucleotides long. RefSeq names its product mitochondrial ribosomal protein S12 (gene mrps12). Gene Ontology annotation, biological process: translation. Bases 139 to 573 code for a protein of 144 amino acids. NCBI's taxonomy places the organism in Eukaryota, Metazoa, Chordata, Actinopteri, Syngnathiformes, Syngnathidae. Gene Ontology annotation, molecular function: structural constituent of ribosome. The record is from RefSeq and is a predicted model, not a curated record. Gene Ontology annotation, cellular component: ribosome; small ribosomal subunit. The transcript is spliced from 3 exons.